This is a messenger RNA of Ilex paraguariensis (yerba mate), 403 nucleotides long. The record is from the annotation of a GenBank genome assembly. Lineage: Eukaryota; Viridiplantae; Streptophyta; Magnoliopsida; Aquifoliales; Aquifoliaceae.
AUGGCGACACUGAGGUUAGUAACCCUAAGACUUCUCAAUGGAUCAUCGUCGCUAUCGCGAUGUCUCUUCCCUCGUACUCAAAUCUUCACAGUCCGAGCUUUCUCCGCCGCCAUGUCACCACCGUCCACGGCCGUAGUCUACGACCAACACGGCCCUCCCGAUUCCGUCACCAGAGUAACCGAGCUCCCGCCAGUUGAAAUCAAAGAAAACGAUGUGUGCGUUCGAAUGCUCGCUGCUCCUAUUAAUCCCUCUGAUAUUAAUCGAAUUGAAGGUGUCUACCCUGUGAGGCCACCAGUGCCAGCAGUUGGAGGGUAUGAGGGGGUUGGUGUGGUACACUCUAUGGGCGCAGCAGUUAAGAAUUUUUCCCCUGGCGAUUGGGUCAUCCCCUCUCCACCUUCUUCUG